This is a messenger RNA of Carya illinoinensis, 420 nucleotides long. RefSeq lists its product as uncharacterized. The record is from RefSeq and is a predicted model, not a curated record. Bases 1 to 420 code for a protein of 139 amino acids. The transcript has a single exon. NCBI's taxonomy places the organism in Eukaryota, Viridiplantae, Streptophyta, Magnoliopsida, Fagales, Juglandaceae.
AUGGAAAACAACUUGAUAGAUCUGAUAACAAGAUGCAUCUCCUCAGUUUUCUACUCAAUACUGCUCAAUGGUGAACCUCAACCCUUUUUCAAGCCUACCCGAGGUCUGAGGAAAGGGGAUCCCCUAUCCCCUUACCUUUUCAUCCUGUGUGCUGAAGCUCUAUCAUGGUCACUCCACAAGGCAAAGAAGAAAGUGGCUAUUUCUAGUGUUCCCAUGGGAAAAGGUCCUACCCAGAUCAGUCACCUUUUCUUUGCUGAUGACAGCUUAAUUUUCUGCAAGGCCAAUUCCCUUGAAUGGAGUAGGCUGAUGGAGAUCCUAAACCAAUACGAAUGUGCCUCUGGACAAGUGCUGAACAAGGAAAAGUCCUCUAUUUACUUCAGCAAGAAUACACCAGAUGAAAACAAGAGGACAAUACUAUAG